This is a messenger RNA of Geodia barretti, 1185 nucleotides long. NCBI's taxonomy places the organism in Eukaryota, Metazoa, Porifera, Demospongiae, Tetractinellida, Geodiidae. The record is from the annotation of a GenBank genome assembly.
AUGCGCCUGAUCUCUCACCAUGACCUGAACGGCUAUGGCAAUAUCGGCGAGGGCGUUCACCUGCACCAGACCCGUGACGGCCGCCGCGUCCUUUAUUUGGCCCAUGAAAGCGCACCCAAAGACAUCACCAGCGUUGACGUCACCGACAUCGGCAACCCGAAGGUACUGGCUCAGACCGAGUUGGCUUACGGUCAUCUCCGCUCCAACUCGCUGUCCAUCGUGGACGACACCAUGUUGGUGGCCUACCAGUCCCUGGAGCCAGGUCAGCCUGGCACGGGUAUGGGCGUGUACAACAUCAGCAACCCGGAGGAGCCGCAGCAGGUUGGUUUCAUGGAUCUGGGCGGCGAAUACUCCCGCGGCUGCCACUGCCUCUGGUGGGCGGAGGGCAACUAUGCCCAUCUUUCCACCGGCGCCGCUGACUUCCAGCCCCGCAAUCAGAAGGACGAUCAGUUCUACAUGAUUGUGGACGUUUCCGACCCCACUUCGCCGAAGGAAACCGGGCGCUGGUGGUUCCCAGGCACCAGGGAAGGCGACGCGGAGCCCAUGCCGGCCCGCCAUCCCCAGUUCGACGCCGGUCACCGCUUGCACAACGGCAACGUCUAUCCGGAGCGGCCGGACCGGGCCUACUGUGCCUACAUGGACUCCGGAGUUAUGAUCCUGGACAUUGAAGACAAGUCCAAUCCCAAGAUGAUCAGCCACAUCAACUAUGCCCCGCCAUUCCCCGGAUUCACUCACACCGUUUUGCCCCUGUUUAAUCGUGACCUGAUGCUGGUGACCCAGGAGGCGGUACGGGUGGGUGGCGAGGACUACCCCAAGCUGAUGUGGAUGAUGGAUAUCCGUGACGAGACUAACCCCGUCAUAAUCAGCACACUGCCCAUGCCGGACACCGAUGACUUCUUCAACCGGCCCGGCAGGUUUGGCGCCCACAACGUGUACGAGAAUCAGCCCGGGCCCACCUGUUUCUUCUCCGACACCCUGAUCUUCGCAACCCUGUUCAACGCCGGGGUGCGAGUGUACGACACCAGCGACCCCUUCCGGCCGGAAGAGGUGGCCUACUUUGUACCAGAGAUUCCCGAGGGGGCUGCUUCCAACGGUAUCAACGACGUGUACGUGGACGAGAAUGGCAUUAUGUACGUUGUUGACCGGCUGAAGGGCGGAUUGUACAUUCUCGAGUUGAACGUCUAG